AUGGACCCUUUCCAGUUCGAAUAUGGCCCGGCCAUGGAAUACCCCGAUUCGAAUACCAGCGCUGGCAUGAAUUUCCAGGGACAGCAAGUUUACUCUGACUCUCACGAGUACGAGCUCACUAACGAGCUUUAUGCUCCUGGAGUUUACAACGAGUAUGCCAUCUCUCAGUCGAAAUACGCAUAUUCCACCGAAUCAGGGGGAGGCAUGGGAGUCGCUGUCGGACUUCAUCCCAGUAUGGGUCUGGGUAUCAUGGACAUGGAUACGAACACCGCCAUGGGCGUGGGCAUGGAUAUGAACAUGUACACAAAUGCAGUGGGAGUCAUGACCCCUACCACUGCUUCGCCUUAUGGUGAGCUCGGCGGAAAAAAUUUCAAUUUUAAUUCAUAUCUCAGGCCACCUAAUGUCGCGAUGUCGCAUAAAAUUUGGUCUGCUGUCCCGUCCACUGACACAAUUGUUACUGCUGGGACUACCAGUAUCUCCAGCACUCGUCCAAUUGCGAUUCCUCUGCCCAAGUGCCAAUUUCGUUCGGCUCCCCAGUUCGCUUUGAGUCCAUCGAUGUACUCUAGCCCUCCUGAACAACCGUGGGCUUCAUAUUACUACUCAGCAUCACCUGCCACAUCGGCGUCAUCAAUGAGCGCCCAGAGUGAUGACUUUUUUGUUUAUCGGCCUUUCAAUGCUGUGAAUUCAUCGCAGCCAACUCCAGCGUCGCCCUCGCCAAGCACUCCUGGCUCUGCUCCAUCUCCAGCAAACUUGAUUGACAAAGCCCCCGUUGCGGGGUCUCCCUUGGUUCAGCGUCUAGGACGAAAGAAACUUACCCAUUCGUUUGAAUGCCAGAAAUGUGGCAAGUCAUUCACUCGCGGGGCCGACGUCAAACGACACGAAUCAAGCGUUCACUCUCCUCAACCAAUGGAUUGCCCUGUUGAGAAUUGUGUUCGCAAAGGUAGCAUUGGUUUCCCACGUCGUGACCAUCUCAUGGAACAUCUGCGCACCUUCCACAAUCACGAUAUUCCCAAACGUAAUGGGAACAGGAAGCGCAAGGCUUGUUCCAUACUCGAAGACUGA
Molecule: messenger RNA, 1062 nt
Organism: Talaromyces marneffei
Lineage: Eukaryota; Fungi; Ascomycota; Eurotiomycetes; Eurotiales; Trichocomaceae
Exons: 3
Coding region: 1-1062 (353 amino acids)
Source: RefSeq, a predicted model, not a curated record